AUGGAAAAGGUUUCUUUGGUAAUUGAUAUUGGUUCUGGUAUGUGUAAGGCUGGUUUCGCAGGAGAUGAUACCCCACGCUCUAUAUUUCCAACAAUCGUUGGUGGUCCAAGACACAUUGAUGAGUCACUUGGUUUACAAGAUAAGGAAUUCUACGUUGGAAGUGAUGCUCAAUCAAAGAGAAGUAUUUUGACAGUCUCAUGCCCAACGAAACAUGGUAUUGUCACCAACUGGGAUGAUAUGUUGAAGAUUUGGGAACACAUUUUCAAAAAUGAACUCCGUGUUGUGCCAGAGGAACACCCAGUUCAUUUGACUGAGGUACCACUCAAUCCAAAGGUGAACCGUGAGAAGAUGAUUCAAAUCAUGUUUGAGACCUUCAAAAUCCCAGCUAUAUACGUCUCAAUUCAAGCGGUACUAUCUCUCUAUGCAUCUGGUCGUACCAGCGGUAUCGCUUUGGACUGUGGUGAUGGUGUAACUCAUACCGUUCCAGUCUGCGAAGGCUUUGCAAUCCAAAAAGCUGUCUCCAGUCUCGAUCUUGCAGGUAGUGAUAUCACUGACUACCUGAUGAAGAGUUUGACUUAUUGUGGUUACUCAUUCACCACUAACGACAGAUUUGAAAUCGUUCGUGACAUCAAGGAGAAAAUCGGUUACAUUGCUUUUGACUUUGAUAAAGAAAUGCGCACUGCUGCCUCAUCGUCAACCCUCGAGAAAUCAUAUGAAUUGCCAGACGGUCAAGUCAUUACCAUUGGUAACGAAAGUUUCCGUUGCCCAGAGGCACUCUUCCAACCAUCGUUCUUGGGUAUGGAAUCUGAUGGUAUCCACAUAGCCACUAACAACUCGAUCUUGAGCUGUGACGAAGAUAUCCAUAAUGACUUUUACAGAAACAUCGUACUCUCUGGUGGUAGCACUAUGUUCCCAGGUAUUGCAGAGCGUUUGCAAAAGGAAUUGGCCUAUCUUGCUCCUAAAAGCACAAUCAAGAUCAUCGCUCCACCAGAACGUAAAUACUCUGCCUGGAUUGGUGGUUCAAUCAUGGCUUCCCUCUCAACUUUCAAACAAUUAUGGAUCACCAAGGAAGAAUACGAAGAAUGUGGUUCAUCCAUUGUCAACAAAAAGUGUAAUAUGUCUCAACACGUUUGA
This is a messenger RNA of Heterostelium album PN500, 1134 nucleotides long. RefSeq lists its product as uncharacterized. Bases 1 to 1134 code for a protein of 377 amino acids. The transcript has 3 exons. The record is from RefSeq and is a predicted model, not a curated record. NCBI's taxonomy places the organism in Eukaryota, Evosea, Eumycetozoa, Acytosteliales, Acytosteliaceae.